AUGGUUAACAUACCACAAAUAAAGACACCCUCACGAGGAUCAUUCAAGCUAAAGCGGUAUCAUGGAUACCAGGUCCUCCUCUUCAUAUUUGGUACCAUAUUUCCACCGCUAGCUGUCGCAGCUCGCUUCGGCAUUGGAUCAGACUUCUUCCUCAACCUCGUACUCACCCUCUGCGGGUACAUCCCCGGCCACGUGCACAACUUUUAUAUCCAGAACAUCCGCAAUAACAAGAACAAUCGCCGCACGCCCAAGUGGGCCAUCCGCUACGGUCUUGUGAGCGACGAGCAUAUCAAGAAGAGCAAGCGCAAGAGCGCGUGGGCGAAUAGAUAUGAGGAACGUCUGCCUCAGAGCACGUACGAAGGACGCGAGGUCGAGGAUGGGCAGGUGCCUGACCCUGCUUCCCGGCCGGAUAGUAUGGGCAGCACUGGUAGCACAGGCAACGGAGCUGCCGUGAGAAGAAGUGACAGUCGAGGGAACACUCUCUGGAGGGAGGAUGAUGAGAGCUUCUAUUCGAAUACUGAAGAGACGACCACCACAGGGAGAUGGCAUUAUCCUGCCAAUUUCGAGGACACGGAAAUAGUUCCUGAUGUCUCCCGCAAGCGCAAGAAGAAGAAGUCUACCCGCUCUAAGCGUGACCGUUGGGAACGGUCUGAGGACGCGUACGCAGCCGCAGCCGCGCCACCCAAGAAACGCAAGUCAACACGCCGGAGGAGCGGGAGCGAGGGCGCCGAUGGGCCGGAGGACCCGCUCGGUGCUCAUUAUGGACGUGCUGGAGAUGGAGAAAGGCAAAGAUCAGACAGCUUGGGCGAGAAUGGGGGGAGCUUUGGGGAGAGCGAGAUGAAUGGAGCGGCUGUGGGGGCAACCCAGAGAGACCCGCUCGCACACGAUUUCUAGCAGUGCUCACCCACGACUUUCGGUGCGCUCGCGCCUCCUGCCACAUCCGCUGUCGUCGUCCGCGAGCCUGUUGGACCUCCCUGUCUAUGUUGUGCUAUUCUCUUCGCUCUUCUCUUACGAGUGUCCUGCAAUUGGCCGGCCCAGACUUCAAGACGCGACCAGCGCAACCAGCCACGUUGGUCUAACUCGGUCCCAUGCACGCUGUCCUUGUCCUGCGACCUCCUUUCUCCACUGUCAAUCAAGUAUCCAUAUGCCGAACCUGUCAUCCCAUCGAUGCAUAUUUCAGCCUUCCUCUUCGGUCCAAAUCCCAGUUAAAGUCUUAUUAUUCCGGGUUUCUUUCAUUCACCUUAGCAGUUGGUCUGUGACUCCUUCCUUGUGGUGAUCCCUUCGUUUGCACCUGUUCUACCGUUUGUUUUGUAGCUUGCACCUUUCCCGUUCCUCUGCUUGUGUUAUUUACCCCCUUUGUUC
This is a messenger RNA of Dacryopinax primogenitus, 1362 nucleotides long. RefSeq lists its product as uncharacterized. Lineage: Eukaryota; Fungi; Basidiomycota; Dacrymycetes; Dacrymycetales; Dacrymycetaceae. Gene Ontology annotation, cellular component: membrane. The record is from RefSeq and is a predicted model, not a curated record. The coding region runs from base 1 to 894 and encodes 297 amino acids. The transcript has 3 exons.